AUGCUCAUAAAAUUUCUCUUCCAGGUGAAACAGGCAACCAACCAAAUUGUGAUGAACUGUGCUGACAUUGACAUUAUCACAGCUUCCUAUGCGCCAGAAGGAGACGAAGAGGUACACGCCACAGGGUUCAACUAUCAAAAUGAGGAUGAAAAGGUUACUCUCUCCUUUCCCAGUACUCUUCAGAAAGGGACAGGAACGCUAAAGAUAGACUUCGUAGGGGAGCUGAAUGAUAAAAUGAAAGGUUUUUACCGAAGUAAAUAUACCACCCCUACUGGAGACACACGCUAUGCUGCUGUCACUCAGUUUGAGGCUACUGAUGCUCGCAGAGCUUUCCCUUGCUGGGAUGAGCCUGCUAUUAAGGCAACAUUUGAUAUUUCUUUAGUGGUUCCUAAAGACAGAGUAGCUUUGUCAAAUAUGAAUGUCAUUGACCGGAAGCCGUACCCAGAUGAUGAAAAUCUGGUGGAAGUGAAGUUUGCUCGCACCCCUAUAAUGUCAACGUAUCUUGUAGCGUUUGUGGUGGGAGAAUAUGACUUCGUAGAGGCCAGGUCCCUUGAUGGCGUCUUAGUGCGUGUUUACACUCCUGUUGGCAAAGCGGAACAAGGAAAGUUUGCGUUAGAGGUUGCUGCUAAAACUCUGCCUUUUUAUAAGGACUACUUCAAUGUUCCUUACCCUCUUCCUAAAAUUGAUCUCAUAGCUAUUGCAGACUUUGCUGCUGGUGCCAUGGAGAACUGGGGCCUUGUUACUUAUAGGGAGACUGCAUUACUCAUUGACCCCAAAAAUUCCUGUUCUUCAUCUCGCCAGUGGGUUGCUCUGGUUGUAGGACAUGAACUUGCUCAUCAGUGGUUUGGAAACCUUGUGACCAUGGAAUGGUGGACCCAUCUCUGGCUGAAUGAAGGAUUUGCUUCCUGGAUUGAAUACCUAUGUGUAGAUCACUGUUUCCCAGAGUACGAUAUCUGGACUCAGUUUGUUUCUGCUGAUUACACACGAGCUCAAGAGCUUGAUGCCUUAGACAACAGUCAUCCUAUUGAAGUUAGUGUUGGCCAUCCAUCUGAAGUAGAUGAAAUAUUUGAUGCUAUUUCUUACAGCAAGGGAGCAUCUGUAAUCCGAAUGCUACAUGACUACAUUGGUGAUGAGGACUUUCGGAAAGGAAUGAAUUUAUAUUUAACGAAGUUCCAGCAGAAGAAUGCCGCUACAGAGGACCUCUGGGAAAGCCUGGAAAAAUCUAGUGGUAAACCUAUUGCUGCUGUGAUGAAUACAUGGACCAAACAAAUGGGAUUUCCGCUCAUUUAUGUGGAAGCUGAACAGCAAGAAGAUGACAAAGUGUUGAAGUUAGUCCAGAAGAAAUUCUGUGCCAGUGGACCAUAUACUGGGGAGGAUUUCCCCAUGUGGAUGGUCCCCAUAAGUAUUUGUACAAGUGAUGACCCCACCUGUGCCAAAAUGCAAAUAUUGAUGGACAAACCAGAGCUCACCUUGGUUUUGAAAGACAUCAAACCAGACCAGUGGGUGAAGUUAAACCUUGGAACAGUAGGGUUUUACCGUACUCAGUAUAGCCCUGACAUGCUGGAGAGUUUAAUACCAGCGAUCAAAGACCUCUCCCUACCCCCUGUGGACAGGCUUGGCCUGCAGAAUGAUCUUUUCUCUCUGGCCCGAGCUGGAAUCAUUAGCACUGUAGAGGUUCUAAAAGUCAUGGAAGCUUUUGUGAAUGAGCCCAAUUAUACUGUGUGGAGCGACCUCAGCUGUAACCUGGGGAUCCUCUCAACUCUCUUGUCCCACACAGACUUCUAUGAGGAAAUCCAGGUGUUCGUGAAAGAUGUCUUUUCACCAAUAGGGGAGAGACUGGGAUGGGACCCCAAACCUGGAGAGGGUCAUCUAGAUGCCCUUCUGAGAGGUCUGGUCUUGGGCAAACUAGGAAAAGCUGGUCACAAGGCAACAUUAGAAGAAGCCCGACGCCGAUUUAAGGACCAUGUGGAAGGAAAACAUAUGCUGUCAGCUGAUCUGAGGAGUCCUGUAUAUGUAACUAUUUUGAAGCAUGGAGAUAGUACUACUUUAGACACUAUGCUGAAGCUUCAUAAGCAAGCAGACAUGCAGGAGGAGAAGAACCGAAUUGAACGAGUUCUUGGAGCCAUCUCUCAACCAGAACUGAUUCAAAAAGUUCUCACCUUUGCACUUUCAGAAGAGGUACGUCCCCAGGACACGGUAUCUGUUAUUGGUGGAGUGGCUGGAGGCAGCAAGCAAGGCAGGAAAGCUGCUUGGAAAUUUGUAAGGGACAAUUGGGAGGAACUUUAUAAUCGAUACCAAGGUGGAUUCUUAAUAUCCAGACUAAUAAAGCUAACAGUGGAUGGAUUUGCAAAUGAUAAAAUGGCCGCAGAAGUUAAGGCCUUCUUUGAGAGUCACCCAGCUCCAUCGGCAGAACGCACAGUCCAGCAGUGCUGUGAAAAUAUUCUGCUGAAUGCAGCUUGGCUGAAGCGGGACGCCGAGAACAUCCACCAAUAUUUUCUGCAGCGCAAGGCCCCACCAGCCAUGGUGUGAAUCUGUGCAUGCCACUGCUGCAGUCCUGCUGCCGCCUCAUGGGGAGAGGGAGGAGCUACCCAACAGCUGAUUCAUAUGCCAAGAAUUUGGAGUCUUUUUCUCAAACCAAUGGGGAUUGGACAAUGAAUGUAGUUAACUGGUUCCUGCUCACACUCCAGAUUUAAAUUCUAUUAAAAUUAUCAGCAAUUCAGCAAAAAAAAAAGAGAGAAAAAUCUGUAAAUAUGAUAGUAAUAAAAUAGAGCAUAACAAAACUGUGAAACUUCCUCAAGCCUUGUCAGUGGUUAAAAUAUUUAACACCCCCCUCCUGACACUCUUAUUGACA
Fulmarus glacialis (Northern fulmar) is the source of this 2851-nucleotide messenger RNA. RefSeq names its product aminopeptidase puromycin sensitive (gene NPEPPS). The transcript has 22 exons. Gene Ontology annotation, molecular function: zinc ion binding; peptide binding; metalloaminopeptidase activity. Gene Ontology annotation, biological process: proteolysis; peptide catabolic process. Gene Ontology annotation, cellular component: cytoplasm. The record is from RefSeq and is a predicted model, not a curated record. The coding region runs from base 1 to 2529 and encodes 842 amino acids. NCBI's taxonomy places the organism in Eukaryota, Metazoa, Chordata, Aves, Procellariiformes, Procellariidae.